AUGCCAAAAAAAUAUCAAAAAAUGAAAAAAUCUUUUGUAAAAAAAUCCAAUAAUCUAUCAGUUGAUACUAAUAAAAAAAAAAAAUAUAAUUUAAGAAAGAAUAUUAGACUGAGAAGAAUUAUCGAAAAUAUAGUUCUAAAUCGAGGUUUUCUCAAUGAUCCAAAUCAAGAUAUAUUGGUAAAUCCUUUAAAUGAUCCAAUAGAAGUUGACAUAUCAAGUAAUAAUAGUGAUCAAACAAUUAAACCUAUUCAACCUAACCAUCAACAUUUAUCACCUUAUUUAUCUUUAAUAACGCUAAAAGAAACUACCAGUAGUCUUGCAGUUCAAGAUGAACUCAAUGGAAUAGACUAUUGUGAAUUUUUAUCAAUGUCUAGAAAUGUUAAAGAAAUGGCCGGAACAGAUUCAGAAUCUUUUCUGGGUGUUUUUCUUAAUCCUAAAAGGAUAAAUACAGACCUAUCAAAAGAAAUAUUAGAUUUGUUAGUUGAAUAUUAUUGUGAUAUCUAUAAUAAAGAUUUUGUAGCAUUGUCAAAUAUUCAUGUUGCCAACCCAGAAGCUAUACCAGUACUUUCAAAGAAUCAUAAGACUAGAUUUCAUUGCAAAAUUAAUGGCGAUGAUAAUUCUUACAAUAUUGAACUAUGGAAGAAAAUAUUUUACGAUCUUAGUAGAGAUUGUAUAAUUCCAGUUUAUAGUAUAUUGGGUCAAUUCGUUAAAGGUUCUUUUACAAUAGGCAAAAGGAAAUACAUGUCAGUAAUAUUGAUUAAUAGAAAGGUUCAUGUUUAG
This is a messenger RNA of Funneliformis caledonium, 780 nucleotides long. NCBI's taxonomy places the organism in Eukaryota, Fungi, Glomeromycota, Glomeromycetes, Glomerales, Glomeraceae. The record is from the annotation of a GenBank genome assembly.